UUUCGCCUUCAAUUAAAAUCGGUACCUCGUAGCGAGCGGUUGUUGCUUGCUGGCGCAAGGAAUCUUCUCUUUCACAGCCCGUCGAUCGUUCGCGUUUCGCGUUUCGGUACGCGCCUUCAGUUCUGUUCCGUUCUUUUUGACAAUUUUAGUGAUUUUAAAAGAUUUUAUCGAAAAAAAGAAGUCAAAUCUUACAUCAUUUUGGAAAGUGUGCUUUCGAUUUCAAGCCUGCAAAAGUGAAACUGAUCGUAGGUGUUGCUGCGCUCCCGGGAAAUCAUUUAGAAGCUGUAACCCCCUUUUCAAACGAUCGUCACCCGCUGUACGCAGCGAAAGUGAUAAUAGCAAAAGUUUGUUAGCUGGGUGUCAAUCGGUGUGCGCGCAGUUCUGCCCAUCUCCCAUAGUGUACGAUCGCGGUUAGUGUUUCGAUAGUGAAAAAUCCGUUUGCCGUCUCUGUGUGACAACAUUGGAGGGUGUGUGUGUGUGUAUCAGUGUUUGAAUUUUCACUUUGCAUUACCAUCGUCAAAGGUAAUGCCAACGAAACCACACACCGAAACCCAUUCAUAGUGCGCCCAACGCUUUAGCAGCUUAGCAGGAAGAAGAUUCCCUCAUCACCACUCGGCCCUACCGAUUCCUUUUCUCAUCCGAAAGAAACGAUUUAUCCGAACAAUAGACAAGCAGCUGUUAUAAAAAAACACAGUGGACGCGAGUUUUCCCUCCUUCGAGUGUAUGUGUGUUCGUUUGUGGAGCUGAUCGUAUUUUGCAGCGCGUGUUUGUGAAUUUUAGUGGCACCGUUGUGCGUGAAUUCAAAAUAAGGAAGCAGAUCCUCACGCGAGCAGUAUGGUUGGGCAGAGAAUAGCAAACUCUUUACUGAAGAGAUCCGCCUUUUCGUCGGCGUUGAAUGUGCUGCCCAACGAGGCAACCGCGGCAACGGCGGCCCUGCUAGAGCCCACGAUUCAGCAGCAGCAGCAGCAGCAACAGGCGGUCAACGAACAAUUCUCCCAUGCAAGACCGUAUAGCGAUGUGCCGGGCCCGAAAGGGUUGCCGAUGAUCGGCAAUUCUUGGCGCUUUGCUCCAAUCAUUGGUCAGUACAAGAUCGAAGAUCUGGACAAGGUAAUGCAGGACCUGCACCGGCAGUACGGGCGCAUCGCAAAGGUUAACGGACUGAUCGGACAUCCGGACCUGCUGUUUGUGUUCGAUGCCGACCUCAUACGCGACACGUUCAAGCGGGAGGACGUGCUGCCUCACCGACCGGCGAUGCCCUCGCUGCGCAACUACAAAUCGAAGCUGCGGAAAGACUUCUUCGGCGACAAUAUGGGACUGAUCGGUGUGCAUGGCGAAAAGUGGGAUGCGUUCCGUGCCCAGGUCCAGCAGGUGAUGCUGCAGCCCUCCACCGCCAAGAAAUACAUCGCACCGCUGGAUGAGAUCUCCAGCGACUUCAUGGACAGGAUUCAAGAGAUGCGUGACGAAAAUAACGAGCUGCCGGGAGAUUUUCUGCACGAGCUGUACAAGUGGGCGCUAGAGUCAAUCGGACGGGUGGCACUCGACACACGUCUCGGCUGUGUGUCGAAGGAUGGCAACGACGAGUCGAAGCGCAUCAUUAACUCCAUCAACACCUUCUUCUGGACCGUGGCCGAGGUCGAGCUGCGAAUGCCGAUCUGGCGCAUCUACGAGACGACCGCGUACAAAAACUACAUCGGCGCGCUGGACACAUUCCGAGAACUUUGCAUGCGUCACAUCAACAUUGCGAUGGAGAAGAUGAACAGCAGCACGGAGCAGAAGAGCGAAGAGUGCAUCUCGCUGGUGGAGCGAAUCCUACAGAAGACGAACAAUCCAAAGAUUGCGGCAGUGCUUGCGCUCGAUCUGAUUAUGGUUGGCGUAGAUACGACAUCCGUUGCGGCGACAUCUACGAUUUACCAGCUCAGCCAAAACCCGGACAAGCAGGAGAUCCUGUUCAACGAGAUCAAGCGCAGCAUGCCGUCACCGGACACUAAGUUCACGAUAUCGAUGCUCGAAACCAUGCCUUAUCUGCGGGCCUGCAUCAAGGAAACGCUGCGCAUGUACCCGGUGGUAAUUGGAAAUGGGCGCAGUCUGCAGACAGAUGCCGUCAUCGGUGGUUACCAUAUUCCCAAGGGGACACACGUCAUAUUCCCGCAUCUGGUCGUCUCGAACCUGCAGCAGUAUUUCCCGGAGCCGGACCGUUUCGUGCCCGAGCGAUGGCUCAAGCGGGGCGAGCUGAAGGAACAUUCCGGCUGUCCGCACGCCGGCCAAAAGAUCCACCCGUACGUGAGCCUCCCGUUCGGGUACGGACGGCGGACCUGCAUCGGGCGCCGGUUUGCCGAGUGCGAGCUACAGAUACUGCUCUCGAAGCUCUUCCGGCGGUACCAGGUGGAGUAUAACUACGAGAAGCUUACGUACAAGGUGAAUCCCACGUACAUUCCCGACAAGCCGCUGAAGUUUAAGCUGACCGAGCGGAACAGUUAAAGCGGACGUUUGGGAGGAAAAUAGCACACCAGCAGCCGAGGUUCGUGUCCAAUGCCAGUAUCGAGCACGUCGGGACAAUCACAGCGCGAACACGGCUCAAGCUGUUAAGCUUAUGUACAUAUACCAUUAAAUGUUAAAUAAAGUAAGAUAAAACAUUAUUAUCAAUAAACGAAGUUCAGCUUGAUGUCACACCAUCA
This is a messenger RNA of Anopheles arabiensis, 2675 nucleotides long. RefSeq names its product probable cytochrome P450 49a1 (gene Cyp49a1). The coding region runs from base 835 to 2478 and encodes 547 amino acids. Gene Ontology annotation, molecular function: heme binding; monooxygenase activity; iron ion binding. The record is from RefSeq and is a predicted model, not a curated record. The transcript is spliced from 11 exons. NCBI's taxonomy places the organism in Eukaryota, Metazoa, Arthropoda, Insecta, Diptera, Culicidae.